AUGAAACUCGAGCAGCAUGUCAACAGUGCACGUCUCGGAGUGUCAAGUGCCAUGGAACGGCCUGAGUGGUUCGACGGCGAGCCGCUGGAGCUGCAGCUUCGCAACGAGAUCAAGACGGAGGUGAAGAGGAAUUUCAGAUUGAUCAAGAGACGAGGGGCAAUGCGAGGAGUUUCCGCUCCUUCCAAGCCCACCAACAAACGAGAUUCGGCGUUCCCGGCAUGGCAAGAUGUGAACCAGGAACUAGAAGUGGUGGGACGGGCUGAAGCCUGUCCUGUCGAUUUUACAGCGCCGACGCGGUCGGUGUCUCGUGAAUCAACAGCCACACAGACCUCGACAACGGAGAGGGAGAUACCCUUACGAGAGGAUCCUACCUGUACCCAGAGCAGAGUCACGGUCGAGAGCAGCGAGUCGGCACUCGGACCCAAGACUCUCAGUUAUCGAGAUGCCGAGCUCUUGAUGCAUUACGUUGAUCAUGUUUUCCCGCGCCAGUUUCGCUUCCACACGCAGGAUAUCAACCGCUGGGGAGGUCGUGGCUGGCUGCUUUGGUUGCUGACCAAGACCGGCCAUCUUUGCCACGCAGCGCUCAGUCUGAGUGCGCUGCAUCAAUGCAUUCUCCACUUCCACAGCCAUGGUCAUAAGCAGAUCGAGGUGUUGGCCUGCGGGGUCUCCUUGAUAAGUUUUGAGCUAUAUUGUGGCGGUGUGAGCGAUUGGAAACCCUAUCUGAGCGCUCUUGUUUCGAUUGUCACGGCCCUCGAACAUGAUCCGUCCAUUGUCCAGGAAUCUCCUCGGAUGGAAGACUCCGCCAUACCGUUCCUCGUAGCAGUCGUACUGUGGUUCGACCUGGUCUCGUGUGCAUCGAUCGGGACCGCGCCGUGUCUGGACCAAGGAAUCGAUCUGGAAAGGAUUAUGGGCUGCCAGAACUGGGCGAUGAUGGCAAUCGGAGACUUGGCCACGCUGAAUGCUUGGAAAAACCAUGCUCGGCAUGCGGGGACCUUGGACGUUGGCGACCUGGCAGCCAGGAGGCAGGCAAUCGAGCAUCAGCUCAAACAGAUCCGCAGUUCGGUCGACCGAGCGAUCAGGGCUUUGGAGCAGAUCACAGACGUUCAAGACGUGCGUGGCCUGAUAUGGCCGGUGCGCAUUGCUGGUUGUAUGGCGGUCGAAUCACAACAGUCAUUCUUCGAAACCCUGAUCGGAAAUGUGCUCGGAGACGUCGAGCGCGAUUUUGGGAACGUGGCGACAAUUCUACGAAUCAUGAAACAUUGCUGGCACUUAAAGCAUCAACAAACGGAUCAGGAAUGGAACUGGGAACGUGUGAUGGCCGAAUUGGAUAUCUGUGCACUGCUGGUCUAG
Rhinocladiella mackenziei CBS 650.93 is the source of this 1350-nucleotide messenger RNA. RefSeq lists its product as uncharacterized. The transcript has 4 exons. The record is from RefSeq and is a predicted model, not a curated record. Gene Ontology annotation, cellular component: nucleus. NCBI's taxonomy places the organism in Eukaryota, Fungi, Ascomycota, Eurotiomycetes, Chaetothyriales, Herpotrichiellaceae. Gene Ontology annotation, molecular function: transcription cis-regulatory region binding; DNA-binding transcription factor activity. The coding region runs from base 1 to 1350 and encodes 449 amino acids. Gene Ontology annotation, biological process: positive regulation of transcription by RNA polymerase II.